AAAUUUGUCCAAUCAAUACAUAAUCAAGAAAACAGGCAUCGCAACUCUGAUGAGACAAUUAAUACUUUAUAUCGAUCGGUUGAUAAUAUUGAUUACACAUCAGUGAUAAAUAAGGAACAAUUACUCCCCAGCAAUAAACCAACCUUUCGUCCACAUGAUCCCAAUGAAAUAGUAGAUUCUUCUCUAAGGGAGAUAAGUAGCAAUAUGACAGAUGAAACAGUGCCAGCAGUAAAAGUCGCCCAAUCAACCAUAACUCCACGAAUUGUGCAUAAAUCUAAUGUUCCUGCUAUCAAUGAAAUAAAUUCAAACAAAUCAACAAGGAAAAGGAGCUCGGUGUGGAUGUAUUUUGAUAAAAAAGAUGAUCAACACGCCCUAUGUACAAUUUGCAAUUUCAAAGUAAAACAUUGUGGUGGAACGUCAAAUUUGCAGGCACAUAUGACUCGAAGUCAUGGACCCCUGUGCUCAGGGAUAUUUAAUAAUAAAAGAAUUAUAUCAGAAUCUGAAAAUGAAAAGGUUGCAACUCCUGAUGAUCCAUCUCCAAAACGCAAGAAAUUUUCAUUAAUGAACAAGUUUUCGCGCAUUGAUGAAGCUUUUCAGAAGGCAAAUUCUUUCGCAGAAGGAGGGUCGCAUUCCGACAAGAUCACUGCUGCGUUAAUGUUCACGAUAACAAAGGAUAAGGAACCUCUAGCUAUGGUCGAGAGAGAAGGCUUUAGGCAUUUCAUGAAAGUGAUAGUUCCGCUGUAUCGCAUUCCUGAUCGGAAAACGGUAACACAAUUAAUAGAUAAUCGCUACAUGGAAGCUAAAAAAGCCUAUAAGCUUUCAUUGAAGAGAGCAUUGUCGUAUACCUUGACAUGCGAUAAUUGGACGGACUGCACGUUCCAGAGUUAUUUAGGUGUCACCAUACAUUACCUAGGAGAAGAUCUUAUGAUGAAAAAUGGAUGCCUAGGAGUUUUCCCAUUGCACAGCAAUCAUACGGAAGUCUACCUGUCUGGAUGUCUUAAUGCUGUGAGCGAUGAUUUUAAUUUAUCUAAAAAUAAAAUCAUGGCAAUCACCAGCGAUGGAGUUCCAAAUAUAGUUGCUGCCGUUUAUAAUGUAGUAGGCCAGGAAAAGCAUAUUUGGUGUUUCGCUCAUUUUCUAUCGCACCUAGUCCCGAAAGUACAAAAAACUAUGCCAGCUGUUAUCGACAUUAUUACUGCGGUCCGAAGAAUCGUAGCACUCAUUCGACGAAGUGUUGUAGCUUCAGAUGAGUUGAAAAGAUUGCAGAUCUGUGAUGGAAAGACGGAGGGAACAUCCUUAAAAUUCAUUAUCGAUGUUGCAACUCGCUGGAACUCUACUCUUUAUAUGCUGGAGAGAUUUCUCACUCUGGAACACUACGUUCAUGCAGUUAGUUUGAAAUGUAAGAGAUCAGACAUUCCAAACAUGCUGACGCGUGAUCAGACUGAAGUUCUCAAAGACCUUGUGCUUCUUAUGAAGCCAGUAGAUGUCAUUAUCCCUAUUAUACAUUGCAUGACACGAUCAAUCGAACAAAUUCAACCUUCAACAAAUGAAGGGAUUGAAUUUCAACAAAGAAUACUGGCAUCAAUAGAUGAGAAGUUUAAACAUGUUGAGAAAAACAUGAUCCUGUCAAUCCCGACAAUACUUGGCCCACGCUUUAAACGGCUUCACUUCCAAAAUGCUCUCGCAGCUGCAACUGCUAUUGAGAAAAUCAACAAAGAGAUGAAGGUAUUUGAAAAUAAAAAAGAUGAGAUGACGACAAUACUCCAACAAGUUGAAGAGAAUCCAGAACAGUCAAAUCUUUGGAAAACUCAUGAUGAGUUGGUGGCAAGGUAUGCCGAAAUAAACAUGAGCGAGAAAAAUCUUGCGUAUGAGUUAAGGCAAUAUUUGAAGCAGAAAGUAAUUCCUUGACAUCAAGACCCAUUCAAUCAUUGGAAAAUAUUGGAACCCUCGUUUCCAGGACUGUAUAAGUUGGCAAUUCAGUACAUCAGCAUCAUUAGCACUUCAGUUCCUUCAGAAAAGUUGUUUUCAGCGGCAGGAGGUAUCAAAACAGAUGAUCGAAACCGUCUUACGGGUGAGCAUUUGAACAGACUUCUAUUUUUGGGAUCUUUAUUCAAAGAAGAAUGGAGAUUGGGUUGA
Messenger RNA from Formica exsecta, 2133 nucleotides. RefSeq names its product zinc finger BED domain-containing protein 4-like. Gene Ontology annotation, molecular function: DNA binding; protein dimerization activity. The record is from RefSeq and is a predicted model, not a curated record. The transcript has 5 exons. NCBI's taxonomy places the organism in Eukaryota, Metazoa, Arthropoda, Insecta, Hymenoptera, Formicidae.